This is a messenger RNA of Staurois parvus, 316 nucleotides long. The record is from the annotation of a GenBank genome assembly. Lineage: Eukaryota; Metazoa; Chordata; Amphibia; Anura; Ranidae.
UGCCAGCUCUCAGUGCUCAUCCAUGCCACCUGCCAGUGCCACAUCAGUGCCACAUUUCAGUGCCCAUCAGUGCCACAUCAAUGCCACAUAUCAGUGCCCACCUGAGCUGCCUUUAAGUGUCACCCAUCAGUGCCAGUCAGUGCCACCUAUCAAUGCCAGUCAGUGCCACCUAUCAGUGCUGCCAAUCAGUGCCACCUAUUAGUGCCAGUCAGUGCCGCCUAUCAGUGUGCAUCAGUGCCGCCUAUCAGUGCCCGUCAUCAGUGCCACCUAUCAGUGCCAGUCAGUGCCGCCUAUCAGUGCCACCUAUCAGUGCCAU